AAUCCCCUCAAGAGUGCCACAAAUCCACGGAAGUUGAUUUGGGGAUGGUCUGGACUGACAAAAUCUGGACCAAUAACAGACGUAUAUUUUUGGGCCAGGGCGGACCAUAUCUAAAGUUCAGGCAAAUAUGAUCAAAAUAUAGGAGUCCGAGCGUGCAUGUAGUGUCGUCUACGUAUUCUCCUCGAUCGACUGAUUUGCUCUUUCUAAUAGGAUCAACGACAAAUAAUAGCCAGGUUAUUUCAUAAUAUGGAAGUUUUCAAAUACCCUGUUUUCUUCGAGUGCCAGACUCUGGUCCCAUCACAGAAAAAUAUGAUAAAAAGGUACUUUGGAAUUAAACGUAAAUCCGGUGGCGGAGAUUGUGGACCAGUAGAAUCAGUUGGUGACAAAGUCUACAAGAUCGCAUUUAUUGACCAGACAGUCCAGGAGAGGGUACUUCAGAAACCUAAUCAUGUGUUGGAGAUGCCUGGAGGACCUCUCUUCCUCACUCUGAGAGGCAGCCAGGAGCCUCCACCCACAACAUUCAGCAGUCAGAGUCACCACUCCCUCCCGGUCGAGACAUCGCCACCAGGUGGUCAAGAACAUGUACUCCAUCGUCUGAGCACAGGGAAGCAGGAGAAGAUCAGCACCACCUGUCAUCUGGGACAGGUCCAGCUCCUUCUUCUAGGUGAAGUGAUAGAGAAGGAUCUAGUUGAGGUUGUUCCAGGGGUGAACGUGACACGCGGUGACUCAGCUCAGCUGGUGCUGCACGGCUAUGCAAAUGAAGUCCAGGCAGCCAGACAGUUAGUUACAGAUAAAAUCUCUCUGGUGCUGGAGCGGGUGGUGCCUGAGGUGUCCCUCCACCUCCUGUCCUUCCUGAGGGAUGAGUAUGGGAGGCCUGGGAACCUGAGCAGUCUCCUGGGGUUGGGACUCCAUGUGGAGGUAGAGCUGGGGGACACAGAGCUCCGUCUGUUCUCCCUCUCCUCUGGGAAACUGGACCAGGCUGAGAAGGAUCUGCUGAGGGAGUUUGGGGAGGAGAAGAUUGACGUGCCCAACGAUGCCCUCCUGGCUGAACUGAAGUCUAAGCUUGAGACGAAGGUGAAGGAGAUGAACCAGAGCAGAUGCAGGGUGGUAGCCAGGUAUGGUCCUGGGUGUAGAGUGCUGCUGCUGGGCCACAUGAAGGAGGUUCAGGAGCUGAGGGAGGAGAUUGGGGUCUUUCUGAUGGGCAGGUCCAGUGUAAGAGUCGUGAGACACCAUCAACAGAAUCAGGAUGGCGUAGUCAGCGAAGUAGGAACCGGCUCUAUACAGGAGGAGAUGGUCGCAGCCACCAGCUAUCGCCUCCGUCUGGGACUGCAGGUAGUUGUUUGUCAAGGUGACAUCACCAAGGAACAGGCAGAUGCGCUGGUGAACGCAGCCAAUGAGGACCUGGAUCAUGCUGAGGGUGUGGCUGCAGCUCUGAGCCAGGCGGGGGGGCCUGAGGUACAGCAAGCCAGCAGAGAUCUGGUUAGGCAGAUAGGGAGAGUGCCCACAGGUACAGUGGUAGAGACUACAGGAGGGAAUCUGCUUUGUAAGAUGCUGCUGCAUGCAGUGGGACCAGUAGGGGGCAGCGUAGGUAGGAAUGAGCGCCCUCUGCUGGAGAAGACAGUAAAGGCAGUCCUGGAUCUGGCAGAGACCAUGGAACUCCAGACCCUGGCCAUGCCCUGCAUCAGCUCGGGAAUAUUGGGCGUUUCUCUGAAGGUGUGCUCUGAGGCCAUAGUCUCUGCAGUGAGGGACUUUGGGAGGAAACAGCACAUCCUUACCAAGGUCACUCUGAUUGAUGUGAGUGGAGAGGCAGUGAAAGCCAUGCAGGAGGCCUGUGAUAGGCUGUUAGAGGGGAAGAGGGAGUUUCCUGGAUGGGAGGUAGAGUCCAGCACCACCACUACCACUACACAUGCUCCUCAGAGAGACACCACUGCUGCCUCCACCAGGGGACCAGCUGCUCCAGAGGUCUGUGUCCAGGUGGAGAUCAUCCAGGGAACCAUAGAGAAACAGGAGGUGGAUGCCCUGGUGUCCCCCAUGCUUGGCAGUGACCCUCUCUCUUCCCGUGUUGGUAAUGCGUUGUUGGAGGCAGCUGGACCAGGGCUGAUGAAAGCGUUUGCGAGGAAAUCAGGGGGACGGACUGCACCUGGUAACAACGUCCUGGUGGAGGGACUGUCUGGUCUCAGCUCUGGCUGUGUCUUCUUUCUCAGCUGUGCACACUGGGACAACAACCCCCAAGGACCAGCAGUACAGGCUCUGAGGCAGGGUGUGAGGAAAAUUUUGACCUCUUGUGAGAACCGGGGCUUCCGUUCCGUUGCCUUCCCUUUAGUUGGAACUGGUGUGGUUCUCCAGUUCCCUGACAAUGUGGUAACACAGGUUCUGCUAGAAGAGAUCCGUACGUAUGAGCAGAACCGAGCGAGCAGAACCCCCCUUCCUUGUCCGCAUCAUUGUCCAUCCAAAUGACAGAGAUUCUACCAAGGCUUUUCAGACUGCCCAGAAUGCUUUGCAUCUCAGAGGGUUCGUAUUAGGCACUCGGCCAGAGCAAG
Oncorhynchus masou masou (cherry salmon) is the source of this 2540-nucleotide messenger RNA. Its product is annotated as protein mono-ADP-ribosyltransferase PARP14-like. The transcript has 6 exons. Gene Ontology annotation, cellular component: cytoplasm; nucleus. The record is from RefSeq and is a predicted model, not a curated record. Gene Ontology annotation, molecular function: transcription corepressor activity; NAD+-protein mono-ADP-ribosyltransferase activity; NAD+ poly-ADP-ribosyltransferase activity. The coding region runs from base 247 to 2457 and encodes 736 amino acids. Gene Ontology annotation, biological process: protein poly-ADP-ribosylation; negative regulation of gene expression. Lineage: Eukaryota; Metazoa; Chordata; Actinopteri; Salmoniformes; Salmonidae.